Messenger RNA from Rhizophagus irregularis DAOM 181602=DAOM 197198, 649 nucleotides. RefSeq lists its product as uncharacterized. NCBI's taxonomy places the organism in Eukaryota, Fungi, Glomeromycota, Glomeromycetes, Glomerales, Glomeraceae. The record is from RefSeq and is a predicted model, not a curated record.
AAAAUUUUUUUUCACAUAAACAAUUUUAUAAUAAUCGUACAGGAUAUUAUUAUUAUAUUAUAUUAUCAUCCUUUGCCACAGAAAAAAAAUUUUCUCUCUCACUUUUCAAAUUAAAUACAUCAAUACAUCAAAUCAAAAUGUCUGCCGCAGUCGCAAGGUCAACAUUUAUGAGAAAUUGGUACCGAAUUGAAGUCCUCCCAAUCUACGCUGUAACCGGUGUAGCCGUUGUUGGUGCCGGCUGGUAUCUUACCCGCCUUGCUCGGGGACCCGAAGUCGUUUGGGAUAAAAAAAAUAAUCCAACGCCAUGGAAUAAUAUCCAAGACGGCACACAAGUAAAACUUAUGACCGUCAAUCACAAAUGCGAAAGAAAAUAUAGACGUGACAGGUUUUAAUUCUGUUGAAACUUAGGAAGAAAACCAAAAAAUGGUCCUAGUCAUAUUACUUACAAACAUUUAUAUUAAAACACCGUUAAAUAAUCACUUUGCAUACAUAUACACAAUUUUACCUACAUCAAAUUUAUUAUUAUACAGAUGUAAUAUUGCACGUGAUCAUUAAUAAAAGUUUAGAUUUUAUACAUAUAAAAACAAUCGAUACCUUUUGUACUUUAUACUUUUUUUAAAAGACAAAUAAUAAAAAUAAUUGAUUUAUU